UAAACUGCCCGUCAGAUGAUUCAUUCAUCAGUUCUUGACGAGUCAUCAAUCGCUUGCCGCCAUUUUCAUUUCGAAACUUUGCAGACGAUCUGACCGGAAACUGAGACGACUAACGGAAAACUCUCAGCUCUAUCUUCCGAUUCAUCUCCGGUUUCUACUUGAAAAUUGAAGUUCCUUUUCAUCUUUGGUGCGCAAUUCGCUCCCUCGCCGCUCCUAAGGAGUAAGCAUCCCUGCUCUCAAGUUCUACGCUGAUCGAGGACGAGUGAUUCAGGGUAAUCAACCGUAAUUCCUGAUUUUCUGUCGCUUUCUGCUUCAUCUUGAUGCUUCAUUGGACUCCAAUGCCGGUUCUAGCCGCCAUGACUGUAGUUCGCUGAGCUGUGCGUGUGAAACUUCAGCUUUCCAUCUGUCGUUAGGGCUUGUGGUAUACAUUUCAACUGCGAUUUCACAUCGAUAUCAACUUUGAAGAUGCGAGUUAAUGUAAUAUCUCUGUUUACAAUGUGAUUUUUUUCAAGGUUGAUGAUUGCGUAUAUUGAGAAUGCAGGUUUUUUUUUUUUUCCUGGCGUUAUAUUGAUUUGAGAGAUACAACAGAGAGAAGAGCGGAGGAACAUUUGAGCUCUUCUUGUCGCCUUACCUCCAAUUGCUCUCUACCUAUAUUACCAUGGCACCAGCAUGACAGUAGGAUCUUCGAGAACUUAAUUUCUUUCAGUUACUUGUUUUGCCUAUCGUCCCUUUGCAAUGUCUGCAGAAUUCAAUGAUGAUUGAAAAUAUUUUCCUAAAUAGGGCAGACUGUCACUGCAUAGAAAUCUACCAAAAGCAACUUUGAUUGAAAAUAUUUUCCUAAGUAGGGCAGACUGUCACUGCAUUAUUCAAUGAUGAAUCAAAGGCAACUUUGAUCAUGAAGUUCUCAAAUCAGUGAAAUGCUCAGGCCUGUAUGUGUUAAAUAUUAUGGUGUUAUGCUACUCUUACUUGCUGAUGGUGACAAGUUAACUCCUUUUUGGUGGUAGAGUGCUUGUUCACGGAGUUUAUUCCAGCCUUUCUUGUCUUCUCUGUGAAGCUUAACGUUGGCGGCUUAUCAAUCUUAUCAAAAUAUUAGCCUUGUUUCGAUGAGUUAUUGCAUCAUCCUGUUACCAUGUUAAAGAUUAAUUCUGAAGGCUGAAAUGAGAUGCAACGCAUGCUGGCGAGAAUUGGAAGGCCGAGCGGUCUCCACCACCUGCGGUCAUCUUUUAUGUACUGAAGAUGCCAGCAAGAUUCUCAGUAAUGAUGGUGCUUGUCCCAUCUGUGACCAAGUUCUGUCUAAGAGUCAUAUGAAACCUGUGGAUAUCAAUCCCAAUGACGAAUGGGUAAAUAUGGUCAUGGCAGGAGUAUCCCCACAAAUACUGAUGAAGAGUGCCUAUAGAAGUGUCAUGUUCUACAUCGGGCAGAAGGAAUUGGAGAUGCAGUUUAAGAUGAACAGAGUAGUGGCCCAGUGCCGGCAGAAAUGCGAGGCCAUGCAAGAGAAGUUCGCUGAGAAAUUGGAGCAGGUGCAUACUGCAUAUCAGAAGAUGGCCAAGAGGUGUCAGAUGAUGGAACAAGAGAUAGAAAGCCUAUCCAAGGAUAAGCAAGAGCUUCAGGAAAAAUUUGCUGAGAAAUCCAGGCAAAAGAGAAAGCUAGAUGAAAUGUAUGACCAGUUGAGGAGAGAGUACAAUUCAGUGAAGCGAUCAGCUAUCCAACCUGCAAGCAAUUUCUACUCAAGGCCGGAGCCCAACUUGUUUGCAAACACAUCCAGUAUGAUGGACACUGGUGAUCCUAUGAGGAAAGAUUGGACGGUUUUCCGUCCUGAAACUCCAGGGCCUACAGAAGACAUAUGGCCAGCUAGGCAAAAUAGCUCAAACUCUGGGCCUUUUGAUAUUUCUGGAGGUUCUCCAGCAAAACAACCGGUCGAUACCACCAGCAGGAGAACUGGUGGGCACCCUGUUUUUGGAGCUGGAGCCAGUAACCCUUCAAUGACUCUGAGGAACCUCAUACUUUCUCCAAUAAAGCGGCCUCAACUCUCUCGAAAUCGCACCCAAAUGUUCACGUAAGUUGGCAGGUUUCAAAUAGAAAUUAUGCCGAGGAUUAGAGUAAGCUUCCCCUCUUCUUAUUCUAAUGCUGGGAAAUCGAUGCAAUUCAGCAGGAUGUAGGCUCUAGCCAGAGGUGAUGCAUCCGUCAAAUAUUGCCCGGAGAGUGUACAUUUUACAUAGUACCCAUUAACAGACACAUUUCGCGGAAAUCUAUUUGGUUUUGAUUUUCUUUGUGCUGGAAAUCUAUACCAUUUCCGGACUGAAGCCCGUCCUUAUUUCAUUUCAAUGAUUAAGUGCCAUCUUCAGAUUGCAUGAACACAACAGUCUUUCCUGUGCUUCCAUGUUUGAAUUUAAUAGAUUAUAGUACACACUGUUGUGAA
Molecule: messenger RNA, 2419 nt
Organism: Punica granatum (pomegranate)
Lineage: Eukaryota; Viridiplantae; Streptophyta; Magnoliopsida; Myrtales; Lythraceae
Source: RefSeq, a predicted model, not a curated record